AUGCAGGAUUAUGAAGACAGCACGGCCUUCCUGGGUGCCUGGGGACGCUACCAGAAAGAGGUUUUCUUCCUGAUCUGUGUCAGCAUCUUGACCAAUGGACUGGGGGUGUUUGCCGUGGUUUUUGUGGCAGACACCCCAGCUCACCACUGCCUGAUUCCUGAUGUGAACCUGACUGCUGAUUGGUACAGAGCCGCCAUCCCACUGGAGGUGGUGGAUGGGAAGCAGGAGCUGAGCAGAUGCAGCAGAUACAGACUGGAUGUGGUGAGAAAUCUCUCUGCUCAGGGUUUCAUUCCUGGCAGGGAUGUCAACCUCACCGAUCUGGAGAAGGAGAGCUGCGUCGACGGCUGGAGCUACAGCAAGGACAUCUACCAGUCCACCCUGGUCUCUCAGUUUGACUUGGUUUGCGGUGACCAGUGGAAACAGCCUUUCACAUCCACUGUCUUCUUCCUGGGAGUUUUAUCAGGAUGCUUUAUAUCCGGACCGAUUUCAGACAGAUUUGGAAGGAAGCCUGUUUUCUUCGUGACCAUGGGAGUUCAAGCCAUUUUCACUUUGGUUUCGAUCUUUUCACCGAACUGGGUGGUCUUCUCCGUCCUCUAUUUCCUCAAUGGUUUAGGACAAAUCUCCAACUACAUAUCUGCUUUUGUACUAGGUACUGAGAUCUUGACUGGAAAAGUGCGGGUCCUCUUCUCAUCCAUGGGCAUAUGUGUGAGCUACGCCAUUGGCUACAUGUUUCUGCCUCUCUUAGCUUACUUUUUAAACGACUGGAAAUCUCUCAUGUUGGUUUUGUCGAUGCCUGGCCUGCUGUACCUGCCCUUGUGGUGGUUCGUCCCGGAGUCUCCUCGCUGGCUGCUCUCUCAGGGCAAGGUAGAGGAGGCAGAGGCCUUAUUGAGAAAAGCUGCCAAGAAGAACAAAGUCGAAGCUCCGCCGGUCAUCUUAGCCCAUGUUCAUUUACAGGAUGAAAAUGCCCAAUCUCAAGAACGUUACAACUUCUUCACCAUUGUGAUGGUUGCAGACAUCCGAAACACAACAGUGAUCCUGUGCCUGUUGUGGUUCACUAUGAGCAUCGGCUACUUUGGGCUGUCCCUCAACACAUCGCAACUGCACACUGACCCAUAUAUCAGCUGUUUCAUCUCGGCGGCUGUAGAAGUUCCAGCAUACAUUACCAGCUGGGUAGCCCUGCGAUACCUUCCUCGCCGGCUGUCCAUAGUGUGUAUACUGAUUCUUGGAGGAGUGUCACUUUUCUGCAUUCAACUGGUUCCUCAAACCCUGUCGGGUCUGACCACCGCUCUGGAGAUGGUGGGAAAAUAUGGCAUCACCACCGGCACGUCCCUGAUGUUUGUGUACACAGCUGAGCUUUACCCAACAGGCCUCAGGAACACGGCGACGGGGACGUGCACGGCCGUGUCUCGAGUUGGAAGCUGUGUUGCGCCGUUUUUACUGCAGCUGAGUAUAUACUCAAAGUACCUGCCUCAGAUGACACUGGGGAGUCUGGCCUUCGUGUCUGUUUUUGCCACUAUAUUCCUCCCUGAGAGUUUUGGAAAGCCUCUUCCUCAGACCAUCCAGCAGAUGCAGAAGAGAGGAAGCAUUAGGUGUCCGUUCAUGAAGAGGAAAGCUUACUCAAAGUCUUCGGUGAUAUCUGAAAGUCCACUGUGAUUGUCUGGAAUCAGUAAUAGUGCUUUGUUUCAAUGUUUUUUUUUUUUGUGUGUGUGGUUUGUAUUCAGAGCUUUUGCUUUAGAUUCAAACCUUACAGGAAAACCAUUGUACCAUGUGGUUUAUUGGAACUAAUGCUGCACUUGAGAAUUUGAAGUAAUUUAUGCUGCUAGAUGAAUUACAGCAUUGACGCACUUAAAUAUGAAACGUUUACUCAUUCAUUCGUUUAAUUUAUUUACGAAAGUAUGUAACUCCAAAGAGGAUCUGCUGCUUCGUUUGUUAUAUUAAUAUAAUUGGCUCUGUAAAGUAUUCUUGAGUGUUGUGAAAAGCACUGUUUGAAUAAAAUGCACUAUACUUAUUAUUUAAGAUACUACCAGUUAAAUGAACUGAAUCAAAACUGCAGUGGAUUCAUCAAAAACACCUUUAAUUAAAUAUUUUUUCUCAACUUUCACACAUGAAAUGCUUAUUACCGAGCACAU
This is a messenger RNA of Salarias fasciatus (jewelled blenny), 2129 nucleotides long. Its product is annotated as solute carrier family 22 member 5-like. NCBI's taxonomy places the organism in Eukaryota, Metazoa, Chordata, Actinopteri, Blenniiformes, Blenniidae. Bases 1 to 1653 code for a protein of 550 amino acids. Gene Ontology annotation, molecular function: transmembrane transporter activity. The transcript has 11 exons. Gene Ontology annotation, cellular component: membrane. The record is from RefSeq and is a predicted model, not a curated record. Gene Ontology annotation, biological process: transmembrane transport.